AUGGAGGCCAAUAACUCUCAGACUGGUGGUGGAUCCUCAGUGCACGAGAUCAAUGAUAAGGUCAUUUUAGUUCAGGUUUUUGUGUCAGUCUUCCUUUGCAUCAACGUUUUGCUCAUCAUAACUUUUUUCAUGAAAGAUUCCUUCUACACGACCACGCGCUACAUCCUGUUUGCUGUCACACUGCUGUCCGAUUGUCUGUUUUUGCUCAUGACUGACAUCCUGCUCAUUUUCAGCUAUUUUCGUUUCGCCAUACAAAUGUGGUUGUGUCUUAUCGUAUACACUGUUUUGUCACUGUACACGUUCGUCACACCAGUUACUCUGACAGCAAUGACCCUGGAGCGAUAUGUGGCCAUCUGCAUGCCCCUGCGUCAUGCAGAGCUGUGCUGCACACGCAGCACUAUGCAUUGCAUCCUCAUCAUUCACGGCCUCAGCUCUGUGCCCUGCAUUGUUGUUCUCUCCAUCUUCUUUGCAUCAGUGACCCACAGCUUCUAUACUCAGGGCAGAAUAUGCUCUGUGGAGAUUUUCAUUCAUCACAGAUGGCAGAGUCAUCUUAGAUCAGCUAUAAGUCAGUUUUACUUCUUGAUUAUGGUUAUCCUCAUUGUGUUUUCUUAUGUUAAAAUCGUGAAAGUGGCCAAAGCUGCAUCAGGAGAGGAUAAAAAGUCGUCAUGGAAAGGGCUCAGAACAGUAAUUCUUCAUGGUUUCCAGCUGCUGCUCUGUCUCAUCCAGCUGUGGUGUCCAUUCAUAGAAGCUGCAGUACUUCAGAUUAAUCUUAUGUUGUUUAUUAAUGUCAGAUAUUUUAACUACAUUACAUUUAUUCUUGCUCCGAGAUGUCUGAGUCCUCUCAUUUAUGGCCUCAGGGAUGAAAUGUUUUUUCAUGCACUGAAGUACUAUGCUUUGUGUGGCUUGUAUAAGAAACCACUUGGUUUAUUUUGA
Molecule: messenger RNA, 933 nt
Organism: Larimichthys crocea (large yellow croaker)
Lineage: Eukaryota; Metazoa; Chordata; Actinopteri; Sciaenidae
Product: odorant receptor 131-2-like
Exons: 1
Coding region: 1-933 (310 amino acids)
Biological process (GO): G protein-coupled receptor signaling pathway; detection of chemical stimulus involved in sensory perception of smell
Cellular component (GO): membrane
Molecular function (GO): G protein-coupled receptor activity; odorant binding; olfactory receptor activity
Source: RefSeq, a predicted model, not a curated record